Drosophila suzukii is the source of this 1735-nucleotide messenger RNA. It is a transcript of the gene WDR79, whose product is annotated as WD repeat domain 79. NCBI's taxonomy places the organism in Eukaryota, Metazoa, Arthropoda, Insecta, Diptera, Drosophilidae. Gene Ontology annotation, biological process: Cajal body organization. Gene Ontology annotation, molecular function: protein binding; RNA binding. The record is from RefSeq and is a predicted model, not a curated record. Gene Ontology annotation, cellular component: Cajal body.
CGGUGUACGUACACAACAAUGAUUUUUUGAGCUCUAAGCAGUAAUCAUGUUGGUCUGCUGAACGCGACCUAUAACUCCACCCUUGUUUAAACAGGCUUUAAGUCCAUAACUAAAUGUAUGUUUGGCCUUCCCAAGCGCUGUCCCACUAUAAUUGAGCGGCAAAAACGGGCGAGAUGGACGAUUUAACUUAUUUAGCUGUCAACUUGAACGCAAGCAUGGGCGACGUAAAAGCGCCCUUGCUGAACUAUAACGUGAGCUUCAGGAGCACAAUGAUUAAGUCCACAGGGAAACUUUUGUUGCCCAAACUCGGCGUGUCUCUUUCAGAGGCCGAGAUAUUGAAGCCGCGUUUCCAACAUCCACAAAACAGCAGUACUCGUUUGGAUGCAUGUUUUAUGGAGUCAAGCCUGAAAGCUGAGGUCUCGCGAAAAGUUCAAGACGAACAGGAAAACACCGUGGGUGUAAUCAAUAUAGAGGACACUUUGGAGCUUACACCGUACGAAAACCAAGUUGUGACUGUGUCACAACAGCCUGCGGAACCGGCUUCCCUAGAGUACUUCCACAGCAGACUUGUUGAGUUGGGGCGGCGCUGCUGGACCUCGUCGGCAGUUGCCCAGCACUACACCAAGGGCUGCUUCUGGUCCCCAGACGGCACCUGUCUUUUGGUACCCGUCCACCUAGACGGCAUGCACGUUAUGGAGGUGCCAACCGAACUCUACUCCACGCGGACGGUGCAGAACGCGCGCUCUUUGACUAAGCUUAAGUCAGCGGUGCACGUUCCCGAGGGCGGAGUCGUUUACGACUGCGUCUGGUUUCCGCACAUGAAUAGCCAGCAGCCGGACACCUGCUUUUGGCUGGCCACUCGGCAGCACGAGCCCAUUCACAUGUGGGACGCUUUCGACGGCUCGCUGCGUUGCAGCUACAGCGGAUAUGAUGCUGCGGACGAAGUUAUGGCGGCCAUUUCUUUGGCCUUCUCCUACGACGGACAGAAGGUCUACGCGGGAUACAAGCGAUGUAUAAAAAUCUUCGACACCAGCAGGCCCGGACGACUUUGCGGCAAUUACCCCGUGAAGUUUGCCAUUUCCUGCAUUGCCCAGACCAUCACGCACUCCAAUACUCUGACAUGCGGCAACUGGCACGGCUACAUCCAACACUUUGACCUGCGCUGCAGUUACAAGCAGGGACCUCUCUUCACGCUGGGUGGGCACAAAGGCGGCAUUACAAAACUGCUUUACGGUGGGAGCGUUUCCGGGGAGUGGUAUCUGUUCAGCGGAGCUCGUAAAUGUGGCAAGCUUUUGCAGUGGGACAUGCGCAACUACAAGAAACCGCUGGUGGAGUUCCUGCGCAAAGUGGACAACAACCAGCGUAUUCACUUCGACUUGACAUCCGAUUGCCGUUGGCUGACCAGCGGAGACACUCGGGGAGCGCUUAAUGUUUGGGAUCUUCGCGCAUACGGAGAUGCCUCCAAAUUGCAGCUGCACUCUGACUGUUGCAAUGGAGUGGGCCUCAACCCGGUUCUGCCGGUUCUGGCCACCAGCUCUGGACAGUUUCACUUCAUAGAUCAAAGUGUUAAGGGCAACGUCACUUUAAACACCUCGGAAUCUGUUGAGGCUUCUUCCGAGGAGAAACAGCAGUUAGAUGUGGUCUAUGAGAACUCAGUUGUGAUGUGGUGGUGCGGCUAAGAUGAAUCGCUUUGAUCAGUGGAGUAAAUAAUAUAAAAGACGUUUUUAUUCUUGAA